AGAAAAUUGCCCACUCUUUGAAAAAACAUCAGCAUUCAGUCGUCGUUUAAAAUCUUCAAAACUAGACGAACUCCAUUGAUGUUUGCAGCCUGAGUUUUCCCGGAGUUUCCCAACUCGAUGCUUCCUACUAGAAAUUGAUUACCCACAAAAAUGGCGCGGAAAACGCGAUCCAAAGCAACCAAGUUACAAUUAGUAUGGCCAUUCUUCUUCAUACUCUUCAUCCAUUGCCUCGCAAUCUUCCUCUUCACUCGAGGGUUUCUUCUCACUCGCACUGAACUCCCUCAUUUCAGCAAUUGCUCUGAUGUUUCUCACUCUCCUUGCUUCGAUUCUUCAUCAAUCGAUUCGUCUACGUCUCCGUCGUCGUUUUCGUCCUCGGCUCCUGCUCAAGAGAGUAAUGCGACUUGCUGGACUAAACCGGCCGUCGACCGCCUCGUCAUUAUCGUAUUCGAUGCCUUGAGGUUUGAUUUUGUUGCGCCGAGUAGCUUUUUUCCAGAGAAGAAACCAUGGAUGGACAAGUUAAAAGCAAUACAAAAGCUGGCAGCUGAGGCGGGGUCAUCAGCCAGGAUUUUCAAAGCCAUCGCUGAUCCACCUACAACUAGUUUACAACGUUUGAAGGGCUUGACAACUGGCGGAUUACCAACUUUCAUAGAUGUGGGAAAUAGUUUUGGUGCUCCUGCGAUCGUUGAGGAUAACUUUAUUCACCAGUUAGUGGAAAAUGGAAAGCGAGUUGUAAUGAUGGGCGAUGAUACAUGGUUGCAACUGUUUCCUCACCAUUUUGAGAAAUCCUUCCCCUAUCCUUCCUUCAAUGUUAAAGAUCUGGAUACGGUUGACAAUGGGUGUAUCGAGCACCUGAUACCAUCACUUCAUGAUGGGAAUUGGGAUGUGCUGAUUGCACACUUCCUUGGAGUGGAUCAUGCUGGGCAUAUUUUUGGGGUCAAUACGAUGCCUAUGAUACAGAAGUUGGAGCAGUAUAACAGUAUAGUGGAGGAAGUUGUUGAAGCAUUAACGAGCCAAUCUGAACCAGGUGGCCUCCAUGAGAAUACACUUUUGGUUGUGAUGGGUGAUCAUGGCCAAACACUGAAUGGCGACCAUGGUGGUGGAAGCCCAGAGGAGGUUGAAACAUCAAUCUUCGCCAUGAGUUUCAAGAAUGCCACAUUUUCAUUGCCACCUGAGCUUGAUUCAGUUUCUUGUGGAUUAAAUGCGGAUGCAAAGCCUCUAUGCGUUGGCACUGUUGAGCAGCUUGAUUUUGCAGUAACUAUGUCGGCAAUGCUCGGUGUACCUUUUCCGUUCGGAAGUAUCGGGCGCGUAAAUCCACAAUUGUAUUCUCUAGGUGCUGGUGAUUUUCUUUCUCAAGGUAUUCAGGUGGAAGGUCAUGAGAAUGACUCAAACAUAAUGAGAUGGAUGCAACCUUAUGUUAAUGCUCUUUGCGUCAAUGCUUGGCAGGUGAAGAGAUAUAUUGAUGUGUACUCAGCUUCAUCUGUCAUUGGAUUCCCUUCUGAGGAUUUGUUGCAUGUGGCAGAGAUGUAUUCUGUAGCACAGGAGAACUGGAUGCAUGUUGUGAAAGGUUCACUGUCCCACAUGAAUGAAAGUUGUCCUUCAUCAUUCUCUGCGAUUAAGAAGCAGAUUGACAUGUAUGCACAAUUUCUUGACAGUGUUAUUGGGCUUGCUCGCUCCAAAUGGACGGAGUUUAAUCUGAAGCUCAUGGUGGUUGGCUUGAGCAUUAUCUUUCUUUCACUUCUUGUACAAGUAGUGGCUAUCAAGAGAGUGGACACGUUUUAUGAGUCUUCUCUGUCUACUAGAUGUCCUCAGGCUUCUGUUGGUUUAGUUUUUUCAAUGUUCGCAGUCAUCAUAAGAGCGAGCAGUUUCCUUUCAAAUAGUUUUAUAUUGGAAGAAGGGAAAGUUGCCUUAUUUUUCUUGGGUACAUCUGUCAUCUUCGAGUUGCGCAAUUCAUUUAAGAAGGCAAAUAUGCUAUUAGAAACAGCUUCAUUAUUACUGUUGGUCACUGCACUCAGAUUUAUAAUGGAAUCUGGGCUAUCAAAGCAGGCUACUAACUUGUCUAGUAUAUCAUCAAUUCUUGGGAUUGCGCGUGAUCAUCCGUUUUGGAUCUAUCUAUCUUCAAUUGUGUCUAUGCUGGCUCUGUUUUCGUUAGCAUAUCUGUUGCUCAAAUACAUUCGCAGUAACUCUUGUCAGAGGGUCCAAAAGUAUGUUAUUUCAGGAAGCAUCUUGUGUUAUGCACUGAUUGCAUCACACUGGAUCCUGGAUAGUGAACUUCUAAAUCUUUCUGUCACACUUCAAUAUAUUGGAAGAAGUCACAUUCCUCGGGUAAUAUAUGCUGUUGGGAUCGUCCAACUGGUGGUUUUAGUUAUAAAUCAGUUGUUGAUUAGAAAGAGGACCCUGUAUCAUCAAAAUGACCUUGCUAGUAGGACAAUUGCUAUGUUAAGUGCAUGGAGCUCUGCAAUCAUACUGCUGUCUGGGAAACAAGGAUCUGUUGUUGCUUUAACAACUGUUGGCGCAGCAUAUUGCAUCUUCAGAUUGGAGAACUUGUGGCAAGCUGCUACAGAUGGCACUUCGAGCAAUAUUUCUUUCUAUUCUCUUCCUACAACUCAGUGGAGCCUUCUUGCAGUUGUUCUCUUUUUCUGCAGUGGUCACUGGUGUGCGUUUGAUGGCCUUCGAUAUGGUGCAGCAUUUGUAGGGUUUGAUGAGUUCAAGCUUGUGAGACAAGCAAUUCUUCUAGCUAUUGACACAUUUGGUUUUUCUCACCUCCUGCCAAUAUUUGGUCUUCCCCUUCUGGUUUCUCAAAGACAUUCGAUUAAUCAGAAAAAGGAAACCAAACUCUCCUUAUCAGCGCAAUUAUCUCAGAUAUAUUUGAUAUAUGGAUUUAUCGUCACCAGUUCAGUUGCCUGUAUGGUGCUAUGUGUUACAAUACAAAGACGGCAUUUGAUGGUAUGGGGAUUGUUUGCUCCAAAAUAUGUUUUUGAUGUGGUGGGACUUAUCCUCACAGAUUUCCUUAUUUGUUUGGGAGCGCUGUACUAUAUAGACCCUGUAGAAGAUGACUCCAAGCAGAACUGAGUUUCUUGAAAAUGUCUGGGAACUCUGUCAUGCGAGGCAAGUCGCCGUGAUCAUUUUCUGACUAUCUUGUUCAUUCUUUUCACACUUGUAGAUUAGUUACUGAUACAGGCAUUAGGUUUAUAAAUUAGCACCAGAGAUAAUGAUUAUCUUAAAAACUAUGGCUGUGAUCCAUAUUUAAGCUGUUACAAUUGCUAUGUUGCUAAAAAUAAUAUUGGAGUAUUUUGUAUUUGUUGUUUGGGAAAGAGAUGGCAAUGUUGGCAGUAUGCUUUUCAAGGGCCUGAUUACAA
Molecule: messenger RNA, 3356 nt
Organism: Spinacia oleracea (spinach)
Lineage: Eukaryota; Viridiplantae; Streptophyta; Magnoliopsida; Caryophyllales; Amaranthaceae
Exons: 20
Coding region: 151-3069 (972 amino acids)
Biological process (GO): GPI anchor biosynthetic process
Cellular component (GO): endoplasmic reticulum membrane
Molecular function (GO): mannose-ethanolamine phosphotransferase activity
Source: RefSeq, a predicted model, not a curated record